CCCGAUAUAGGCUGUCUGACCGAUGGAUAAAUGUUAGGUAACUAGAUUGACGGACAAGAUGACAACUAGCAAAGAAGAUCCAGGGCCAUGAUGUCUCCCAUUUAUAGUCCUUAGCCCAGUCCAACAAGACAGCUGCAGAUUCCUUGACCGAUAAAGAGGGAAGCGAAAACUUAAACGGUAUCUGCCUGUCUUCUCUUCUGCCUUCUUCAUCUCUGUCUCUGUUCUGGGACUACGUUCUGGGGAUCAGAUUCAAAGACAAAUAUGGGUUCGCUUGAGGAUGAGAGAUCGCCUUUGGAAGAUGGGCUUCUUCAGAGUGAAGGCAGUGGACUGUACACUGGAGAUGGCUCAGUUGAUAUUAAAGGGAAGCCUGUCCUCAAAGAGAACACUGGAAAUUGGAAAGCCUGCCCUUUCAUUUUGGGUACCGAAUGCUGUGAACGUUUGGCAUACUAUGGUAUUGCCACUAAUCUUGUAACUUACCUGACAAGCAAACUCAAUGAAGGAAAUGUAGCUGCUGCUAGAAAUGUCACCACAUGGUCAGGCACUUGUUAUCUUACCCCUCUUAUUGGAGCAGUCUUAGCAGAUGCUUAUUGGGGAAGAUAUUGGACAAUUGCUGUUUUCUCCACUAUUUACUUCAUAGUAAAUCCCAAAGAAAGGGUGAAGAAGGGUUCUUUCUUCAACUGGUUUUAUUUUUCUAUCAACAUUGGUGCUCUGAUAUCAAGCAGUUUUCUGGUAUGGAUUCAAGAUAAUGCUGGUUGGGGCCUAGGCUUUGGCAUUCCAGCAUUAUUUAUGGGAAUUGCAAUUGCAAGUUUUUUCUCAGGCACAAUGCUUUAUAGAUUUCAGAGACCCGGCGGAAGCCCUAUUACAAGAAUGUUCCAGGUAUUAGUUGCAUCAUUUCAUAAGUGGAAUCUGGAGGUACCCACUGACAGUACUCUCUUAUAUGAAACACAUGACAAACAUUCUGCUAUUGAAGGAAGUCGGAAAUUGGAACACACUGAGGAGUUUAAGUAACUCUCUUCUUUUUUAUACUUUUCUUUCUGAAUUAUUUACUCAAUAAGUUAUCAAUGCAUGAAUUAUUUUCAAUAUAUUAUGUUUCUGAGU
Rubroshorea leprosula is the source of this 1098-nucleotide messenger RNA. The record is from the annotation of a GenBank genome assembly. NCBI's taxonomy places the organism in Eukaryota, Viridiplantae, Streptophyta, Magnoliopsida, Malvales, Dipterocarpaceae.